This is a messenger RNA of Pomacea canaliculata, 5038 nucleotides long. RefSeq names its product transmembrane protein 87A-like. The record is from RefSeq and is a predicted model, not a curated record. Lineage: Eukaryota; Metazoa; Mollusca; Gastropoda; Architaenioglossa; Ampullariidae. The transcript has 20 exons. Gene Ontology annotation, cellular component: Golgi apparatus; membrane. Gene Ontology annotation, biological process: retrograde transport, endosome to Golgi. The coding region runs from base 141 to 2018 and encodes 625 amino acids.
AGAAAAACUCAAUCAUAUCAACUAAUGAUUUCUUUUACCGAAAAUAGCCAGAAAGAAAUGUGUUUCAGUUUGUUUCAGGACCACUCACUGACACGAGACUGCGUAAGUGCGGUCCGUCUCUGCGUGUUGUCAAAAGCAAAAUGGCGACAGUUGUAAUAUUUAUUUUCCUGUCUGUUGUCGGCGUUUCAGCAGUUCCAGAAGAAGGCCACUGGAGUAUAGAUGUUCGGCAGGACAGCCCCUAUGUAUUUCUUCAAAAGCACAUGUUUGCUCACAGUCAGAUUACAGUGUCAGUUUCAUUACCAUGUGAGAAAGAAGAUUUCAACAUGACUUUCUCUUGGGUGCUUCGAACUGCAUCUUGUACCGUUUCUUUUCAAUAUGAUGAUAAAUUAAAGGAGAACAUUGCCCUUUAUGUGAAUCGUCCAUUCCUGGACUUUGAUAAACCAUUAGAUGCUGUAAGUGUCUUAAAAAACAGUACCCAGCAGCAGUGUCAACCACAUCCAUUCCAGCUACCUGACCAUGGACAUGAUGUGCCUGUCAGACUGAAUGUUUCCAGUUUCUCACAGGAUUCUGAAGCGCUGUCACAAAAGGACAAUGAAUAUGACUUAGAAAGCCAAGAAUCUGUGGGUGGUGCUUUACUAGACAAAGAAAGGGGAAAAACUACACAACGACCUGCUGGCAGUCUGUCAACUGCAAGUUCUCCACCAGCAAGCACCUCUCCACAGCCCCUUGUGAAAGACAAUUCAGAACAAGUGAAGGGUGCAAAGCAAGAAAAAGCAGCAAAGACUGUGAAACGAGCAGCAGACACAAAGCCUGAGGAGAAAAAAGUGGAGGCACAGCUCCUGAAAUCUGGUGCCAAUUUGGACCAUCCAGUUGUAGGGAGAACAUGGAUUGAUGGCAACUAUCUUUUUGUUAUCAAGCUUACUCCAGAACCAAAAGGAGCACAAUUUAAUGCCCUUGUGGAAGUACGGAUGACGUGGGGUAAUGGGAACUACAUCUCGGCAGUAGAUUAUCCCCUCCUAGUAUUCUAUGGUGUGUUGGGGCUGCUGUACAUGGUCUAUGGCCUGGUCUGGCUUGUGCUUCUUGCCUGCAAUUGGCGAGACCUUCUGAGAGUGCAGUUUUGGAUUGGAGGAGUUAUUGUGCUCGGUAUGCUGGAAAAGGCAGUGUUUUUUGCUGAAUAUGAAAAUAUUAACAACACUGGUGUUUCAGUGCGUGGGGCAGUUAUCUUUGCAGAGCUUGUGUCGUGCCUGAAGCGAACUCUGGCACGAAUGCUGGUCAUCAUUGUCAGCUUAGGAUUUGGCAUAGUCAAACCAAGGCUUGGGCAAGCUUUCCACAAAGUUUUAUUUGUUGGAGCCCUCUACUUUAUUCUGGCAGCAAUUGAAGGAUGCAUGCGUGCUACCUCUCCAGACAUUCAGACCAAAAACCAGUAUUUCUUGGCUGCAGUUCCUCUCGCCGUUGUAGAUGCAGUAAUUUGCUGGUGGAUCUUUACUAGCUUAGUACAGACCAUGCGCACAUUGCGGCUGCGUCGCAAUGUGGUAAAGCUUUCUCUGUAUCGUCACUUCACCAACACCCUCAUCUUUGCUGUCUUGGCAUCAGUGGGCUAUAUCAUCUGGUUUAUGACACAGCGAACAAAUGGAAACUGUAUGAAGGACUGGAAACAGAUGUGGGUGGAUGAAGCAUUUUGGCAUGUUCUUUUCGUGCUUCUGUUGUUUAUCAUCAUGUUGCUGUGGCGACCAACUGCUAACAAUCAAAGAUAUGCUUUCUCCCCACUGUUGGAUGCAGCAGAUGAUGAAGAUGAAGAUGAUUCUGUGCUUAAUGAUGCUUUUGAGGGCAUGAAGAUGCGGAGCACAAAGCAAGUAAAUGGUUCUCCUAAACAACGUGAUAGCAAGAAAAUGGAGGAUGACCUCAAGUGGGUGGAAGAACAUAUUCCAUCUUCAGUAGCAGACAAAGCAUUGCCAAGUCUUCUGGAUUCUGAUGAAGAAAUAAUGACCACCAAGUUUGAGAUGUCAAAAAUGGAGUAACAGAUGAGGCUGACUGAAACUUUACUUGCUGAUGUAUAACCUGCAAAGAGGUCACCAGAUCCUGGUGACUAGUGGUGCCCUACUGCCGUCUUCCUUGGAUGCCAUAUGAUCAGACUAUUCUUAGCAGGGACAACUGUGUCAGCAUGCAAAAAGCUACCCAAAAGAAAGCAAUCUGGUGAUAUAGGUCAACUAAAGCAGCCAUUAUCAGUUUUUUUAUAGUUUUUUUUUUAUUGUUUAUUAUUGUUAUGUGUAGGAAGUCCAACAGAGAGGGUGUGGGGUACUGUGUAGGCUGUAAGUUUGUGGUUUUUAUUUGUGAUGGUGUGCUAAUGUAUGCAAGCAUGUGGGAAGCAAUGAUUGCUUUUUUUUUUUUUAAAAGAAUCAUCAGAGAACACUUGUGUGUAAUAUUUAUUUUACAUUAUACUUAUAAGGAGGGUUUGCAAUCUGUGUUGCAUUUAGGGGAAUUCUGCAGCAUGUAAACACAUGUCCAUAUCAACACUUUAUUACCCUUAAUUCAGUGCUAGAGCCUUAUAAUCUGUUUACUCAUACUAGCUUUGGGAGCUGGCGAGGCUGGAAAAGUCAUGAAUAACUUAUGGCUGUUGCCGUCCACCAGAGUACAGGAAACAUUGAUAGAUAUCAAAGCACAACUGGAUGAGUUUACACAGGUGCUGGCAUAAUAGGAGGGAAGAUUGAGAAGAACUUUUGACACAUGCUUUCUCCGUAAAUGCCACUAUAAAUCUGCAUUACAAACUACUUGUUGGGAAGUGCCAACAUGAAAAUUUGCAAGAUUAACUGGAUUGUUGGUUGGUUGAUUUGUUCUCUAUUGUAAUGGUUGAUGUAGGCUUUAACUGAAUUAUAUUGUAGCAUGAGGCAUAUGCUUUCUUUUCUGCUCACUCAUUGAAUAUUCAUAGUAAGUGGGACUGUUUUACAACGGGUUAGGGGAGGGAACUGAAAAGCAAAUAAUAUGUGAACGUACAUUGCUAAAAUGUGUUGUCCACCUCAAAAACAAGUUAAUGAAAUGUGCAUGUAAGUUAAUACAAAGUGCAAUUUUUGCAACACAGCAAGGAUGAAGCCUUAACAACCAUUGAAUGAAACUCUUUUCUUUGUUUUGUUAUUGACACUUGCAUCGAUAAACUAAGUAUGAUAUAGAAGUAUUUAAGAAAAGUGAAACUAUGGAGUAUAUGUGGCAGGAACUUUGUUACUUUAAGCCAUCGCAUCAUCAUUUACAUUGAGUUUGAUGCAUUGUAUUACCCAGUUAAAAGAACAACAAGUGUUGCUAGCAGACAGCAAAGAAAGUUACUGUUAUUUACUUAGUAGCAAUGUGAUGUUUCCAUCAUGUGUUGACAUUUGUGACAGAAAUUAAAAGCAACAGAGAGCAUGACCAAAAGAAAAAAUCUGGCAGGCCAGUCCAACGUUUGCUUUAGUAUAUUUAGUUUUAGCUAACAUAGCUUUACAGAGUUGAAGGCCAAUCAAUGAGGUGUGCAACACCCAAUUACAUAUUUCACAAUGCUGUUGUUUAAUCCACCUCCAUACUACAACUUUCCACUGAUUCCACUUUGAUACAAAUUCAGUAUCAAACAGGAUGUUUUGCUGUUUUGGAUGUGCUUGAGAUAAAGUCACAGAAAUGUUGGUCAAGACAUUACUUGAAAUUAAACUUCCAUGUCUGUUCUGUUCUCGCUGUUUAUAGAUGGGUAUUUGUGAUAGUGAGGUAUUUUGUGACUGCAGUUUUAUGAAAAUUUUAAGCAGAAGUCUUUAGUAAAUCUUCUCUUGGCAGUCUUUGGUGUCUGUUUCCACCCCUACCCCUCAUCCUCAAGAUUCUUAAACAUUUUGAAAAAAGAUGCCAAGAGGAUUACAUGAUUGUGUAGGUAGAUACUGUUCUUUUCAUUUGGCAUACAAGAGGAAAGGUCACUGUCAUGCUAACAUUUUAGGGCAGGAAAUUUCAGCACCAGUUUGACCAAGGAACAAAUAGCAAAGCAGUUGUGUCAGAAUCUGUGAUUCUUGCAUGCAUUCAAGCAGGAACUAGGUAUCACUCAUAAAAACAUAAAUAUCCAACAGUGCUCAAGAUAAUAUUUACUGUUUGAUUUGUAAGUUGUUGAUAUUAUCCUCCGUUCUAUAUGUUUCAUUCAUAGCGAGCAAAUGGUGUUAUUGUAUUAUUUACACUUGAACAUUUGAUGGUACCAUUCCUGUCCCUUCAUGUUAUGAAGACCCAGUCCCCUAUUACAUAUUUGAUAAGUAUAAUUAAAAACGUUUAACCAAGGUGCUAAAUUUUUUUCACAUGAAUGGAUUCAGUUGAUUGUAAAUAGUGACUCCUCAAAUCUGAGCAAAUGUUUUUAUUCCAUGUUCUACAAGUCUUUAAACUUAAUAAUUCUGUUUUGGAAAAGAACUCAUUUUCUUCAGGACUUGUUAUGGUAGUAUCUUAGAAGCAUGCACUUGGUUAUCAGAUUGGCUGCAUCUUUCAGGAGUUUCAGAACCUAGCCAGCCCAUAGUAUGCUGCUUCUAAUAAAUUUGAUGUAUUAGUGCAAAAUUAAUAAAACUUUUUUUGUCUCUUAACUUGCCAGCAAUUUUGACUUAGGUCAACCUUUAAAACUUCUGUUACAAACAAGUGUGCCAUUAGCUCCCCUCUGUCACCUAUGAGGCAUUUCAAAUGAUUGCUAAAAAUAUGCUGAGCUAAAUUCUUCAGGGAAGAAUAUUUCACAAACCAUUGUUUUUGUAUCAUUAUAUAGGGAAAAAAAAAUAAAAGGCAGUAUCUGCAGCAAGAAUACAGCAACUACUCACAAGAAUGUAAGUGGAGAGUGUGAGUGGUGGUUGUCAAAUACUACGAUCCCAUUUCCUUUUGCUUGCAUAUGUUUUUGACUUGGGAACUGUUUGCUAUUUCUCCCUGUAAAUAGGUAAUUAUGUACAUAUUUUUAUUAUUAAAGAACUUUUUUUGUUGUUUUUAACAAGCCAUGUUCUGCUGUGUAUUUAAUUUUCAAACUGGGAUAUGUCUGCUCUUGUGGCUGCAUCAAUAAACAACAAGAAAACUU